AACAUGAACUGAGCAUAAACUUCCUGUUCUUCCAGUGGGAGGUGCCCUGUGAAUGAAUAUAACAUGAUACAGCAGAACUGGGACACAACAGACAGCAGGAAAACCUGAGCCACACGAGAGCAGAUACACCUAAACAAGAUGGUUCCAGUAUUGAUGUUACUCUUGGCAGCGCUUGUAGCUGCAGAUGAGCCAAUGACUGAUCUCUCAAACCUAGUAGAGUCUGAUGCCUCUCCCUCAUUAGUGUACUGUGAUGCCACCACUGCGUGCCCUGAUUUCACAACAUGCUGUCGUAGUCCUUAUGGGCAGUGGUUCUGCUGUCCGUACGCGAUGGGUCAGUGCUGCAGGGAUGGUGUUCAUUGCUGUAUGCACGGUUAUACCUGCGAUUCUACAUCAACCCACUGUUUGAGGGGCUGGCUGAGACUGCCGUCCUCUUCUCCCCAGCCUGCCACCAAAGCAAUCCAGAAAAUUCAGGUUCUUGAAUGGAAGAACCAGGAUGAGGUUGUACACUGUGAUGGAGAUGUCUACUGCCCCGCAGAGAAGUUGUGCUGCAAGACUAGAACUGGCCAGUGGGGGUGCUGCAGUGGUAAACCAGACUGGCCAAUGUUGUAAGGAGAGUGAACAUCCCUGUGACUUCAGUUCACCUUUUACCAGUGAUUCUCAAAUUGCACAAGCCUUUCCAGCUUCGCCAUUACCCUAAGCCUAAAUGAAUAAUAUCACAAAAACAAAUUUAUGGAACUAAGUUCAAGUUGUUCCCAAAUAAUUUAAUAAACAGUUGUUUAUAUUUGUGAAUGUACAUGUAUCUGAUUUUCAUCAAUUUCAUCCAUCAAUUUUUCCCAAUAAACAAAAAAUGUCAGCAUCCACACUUUGAAUGAAUUAGACCU
Messenger RNA from Xyrauchen texanus (razorback sucker), 881 nucleotides. Its product is annotated as progranulin-like. The record is from RefSeq and is a predicted model, not a curated record. Gene Ontology annotation, cellular component: extracellular region. The transcript is spliced from 5 exons. The coding region runs from base 139 to 609 and encodes 156 amino acids. NCBI's taxonomy places the organism in Eukaryota, Metazoa, Chordata, Actinopteri, Cypriniformes, Catostomidae.